Messenger RNA from Vitis vinifera (wine grape), 2453 nucleotides. RefSeq names its product gibberellin 2-beta-dioxygenase 2-like. The record is from RefSeq and is a predicted model, not a curated record. Gene Ontology annotation, biological process: response to light stimulus; gibberellin catabolic process. The coding region runs from base 79 to 1080 and encodes 333 amino acids. The transcript is spliced from 3 exons. Lineage: Eukaryota; Viridiplantae; Streptophyta; Magnoliopsida; Vitales; Vitaceae.
UUGAACCUUUAAAAACACAUACUAAUUCUCUUGCGCAUACUCUUCCUUUCAAUCUUUCUCUCUUCUAAUCACACAAUUAUGGUGGUUCCUUCUCCAUCUCCCAUUAGAAGCAAGAAGACAAAGGCAGUUGGGAUUCCAGUAAUAGACCUUUCUCUCAAUAGGUCUGCCAUAGCAGAACUCAUAGUGAAUGCAUGUGAAGAUUAUGGCUUUUUCAAGGUGGUUAACCAUGGUGUGCCCAAGGAGAUAAUUGGGAGGUUAGAGGAGGAGGGGCUCAGUUUUUUCGCCAAACCCAGUUCGGAGAAGCAGAAGGCAGGGCCAGCUAGUCCUUUUGGCUACGGCUGCAAGAACAUUGGAUUCAAUGGGGACAGGGGGGAGCUUGAGUAUCUUCUUCUCCACACGAAUCCUGUCUCCAUUUCUGAGAGAUCCAAAGCCAUUUCCAAUGACCCCACAGAGUUCAGCUGUGCUGUGACUGAUUACAUACAAGGGGUGAGAGAGCUGUGCUGUGAGAUUCUAGACCUGAUUGGGGAGGGGCUGUGGCUCCAGGAUAAGAUGGUGUUUAGUAGGAUGAUCAGGGACGUCCACAGUGACUCAGUCAUCAGGGUCAAUCACUAUCCGGCAGUCAAGGAUGUGAAAGAGUGGGACCCAUGUGACCCCAUUGGAUUCGGAGAGCAUUCUGACCCUCAGAUUCUGACCAUCCUCAGAUCCAACGACGUCCCGGGCCUCCAAAUCCGUCUGCGUGAUGGGUUAUGGGUCCCUGUCCCUCCCGACCCCACUGAAUUCUGUGUCUUCGUCGGCGACGCAUUAGAGGCAAUGACAAACGGGAGGCUGAUGAGCGUGAGGCACAGAGCCUUGACAAGCUCAGUGAAGGCCAGGCUAUCAAUGAUGUACUUCGGAGCUCCACCCCUAAAUGCAUGGAUAUCUCCUCUUCCAGACAUGGUGUCACCCCAGAAACCUUCUCUCUACAGGCCUUUCAGUUGGGUUGAAUACAAGAAAGCUGCAUACUCCCUAAGAUUAGGAGACCGCCGCCUUGAUCUCUUCAAGAUCAAUACUAGUAGUACUGGAGACAAAGUUGAACUAUGAUUAGUAAGAAAAUUUUGUGCUAGGAGAAAGCCAUAUUCAAGGCGCUGUGUGUAUAUAUAUAUAUAUAUAUAGAUAUAGUUGUUACACAUAUGAGUUGGUCAAUGGGUGAUCUUAUGAUUUCAUUAGAUUUUUGUAUUUUGUGAGAAUUCUAUGUAAACCUAGUGUGAGUUUGAAGCUAUAAUACAAGAUUCUUUUCGCAUUGCCUUAGUAAUUAAGACCGAAGAGCAGCACGCUAUAACACAAAAUCUGUCUUCCCAACAACAUUAUAUGACUAGGAGUUGAUAAGUCAGGGUUGUUGAAUCAAACCUUAUCCAUGGUGGCUUAAGAAACAAUGUUAGGUAUGAAAAUACCAAUGAUUUGGACUGACUUCGGAAAAUUAAAGCCUAUUAUUUUAGUGAGUUGAUAGGGAGCUCUACGCAAAAGUGUUGCUGAUAUAUUUAAUUUCCAGGAGUCAUUUCCAAGUGAUAAUAUAAGCCAAAAGUUACUCUGUUCAUGUUUUGUAGUGGCAGACCAAAACAAUUUAUUGGAUUCGAUAUCUUCUUUGUAAGAUGGAAAUAAGCUAAAGGCUUGGAACUCAACCUCAUUCCCUUUGUUGUCCAACGCUCCUUGACCCAUCGUGUAAAGAAGGUUUUUUCAGAUGGCCAACUCUUUACAUGACUUCCAUGGCAAGGCUUGCAUGAAAGAAUUUCACGUCUUAAAUAUUUCUCUAGGACAAGUAAUUUAUGUUGCAUGACCCAAUGUAUUCCAAUUAUGCCCUGGAAAAUUCUGUUGAUUCACUCUCGCUGCUAUGCAUUAGCCCAUUGUUUUUUUGUGAAUUAGGGAGGGUGCUUUUGUAAUCUCCAUCACCCACAAUAAACAUCUAAUGGAUUUCAAUGGUUGUUGGUGUGGUCUUCGCUUAUAUUAUAUGCUGGGUUGUACAAAUGUAUAAGAAGGAAAGAAAGAAAGGAACUUGGGAGCUCGGUUUCAGAGUUUGAGGCCUCUUUUUCUGAUGUGAGAAGGCGAAAUAUGGCCUCUCUAAUGUUGUUAUUGGGAGCGUUAAUGAGGUGGCACCAGAACUUUUUUACAGGUGAGGGAUGGAGAGGGGAGCAGUAUGGGGCUGAAGACAAUUUAAGAGGGAAUGGGGACGCAGUCCCUGGUAUGCAGUAUGACUACGCUUCGGGUCCUGUGAAGGAAGAAGAUGAGGCCCAAACCUGGAAGAUAGCUGAUUGUUGCAUUUGGCCUUAGAAUUACAACGGCCACUUGAUGCUUGAUAUUUGCUUCUUCUCUUCUUUUCGACUGUACGUACAAAUGCCAAUUUGUUCAGAUAACUUUAGUUUCAGACGAUCCAAUCUUCAUAUAUAUGUAAUUUUCCUUCUAGUUUACUUUAUUUGUCC